Molecule: messenger RNA, 4901 nt
Organism: Mycena citricolor
Lineage: Eukaryota; Fungi; Basidiomycota; Agaricomycetes; Agaricales; Mycenaceae
Source: the annotation of a GenBank genome assembly
AGAGCAUUGCGUGUGAGACACUUGAUGAUGCUGCAAGAGCUGAUCAUCGUGAGAAACUGCUGAAACUGCAAUCUUGUCGCAAAACAAAUGCCCCCCAAGGCGAAGGCGACACCUGCCGCGACCUCUAACGCUCUCAUCUCCACUGGACCGAAGGGCUUAUCCUCCAGUGGUCCCAAGGGCAUUGCGUCCAAGCGAUCUUCGACCAAACGCAACGAGAACGGUGAGAAGCCGACAACCGCUCGUGCACUGGUCCUUCGCAAUGGCAAACACGGUGCUCGCGGCACGGGUGAACUGGCGGUGGUGACCAAGCUCCUCGGAUGCGAGAAGCUCGAUCUUCUGGCUGAGGACCUUGUCGACAAACAGUCAGCGUCGGCUGUGUUGUCGCCCUUCCGCAUCGAGACUUGUAUGCAGGUUGCAGACUCCCAGUGCAGCGCUUUCCUCGAUGACAUCGCUAACUUGCAUGAUCCUGCGCUGUUUGUCGCGAUCAUUGAAUCGGAAUGGGACAAUCGCGUUCACACCAAGGAUCCCAAGAAACAGCAGCCUCUGAAGAGUGCUACUGCCAUGGCCGAGGUCGUCGCCACCCGUAUCCACAAUGCCUACAUGCUUGCAUCUGCCUGGCGAAUCAUCGCGGAUACUCUACACGAUCUCGAAGACGACGGGCUCACGGAUGCCAACAUCAAGUCUUUGUUACGGGACAACGAAACAUUGCGGGCAAAGUAUCUUUUCCUGUACCACUUUGUGUGCGAUCUGGUACAAAUGAUGCAAGAAAAGUUCGCUCUGAUGGCUUCUACGACUCCCCACUACGCAAAAUAUUUCAGGCCAAAAACGGAUGGGGUGAUCCAAUUUGACUGGGACGCGCUCAAAGCUGCUGGGAAGUCAUUCUUGGAUUCAAUCAUUGUGGAAAUCGCUUUCCCGAAAGCGCCUUAUCCGAUGACUGUCCUGUAUCAGAUCCUGCGUGAUGCAGUCGACGAGUCUCCCAAGGAAGCGAAACGUUUUCCCCAAGGGCUUUGGGAUGCUGUUGGCGAUCUCUCGGUGUGUGUUGAGCUACAGGCCAUGUUGGAUGCUGCCUUGAUCGUGCCCGAAGAGUUUUCUGUGUGGAGGAAUAAGCCCGAGCUUGCUGCAAAGCCCCGAAUCUUUCAGGAGUGGCUUGAUGCGACGGCCUUGUCCGAGGAAGCGUUCGAUCCGAGCCAGCUUGCCAACUGGAAGGAGAUCAUCUACCCCCUUGUCAAGGCGAAGAAGCAGACUGUCUUGGAAAGCAUGUGGCUGGCCAUCAAUCAAGUUCACAAGCAAGUCGCCGGCAAGGAUAUUGAUUCUCUAUGGCAAGUGCAAGAUGCUUUGGCUCGAGCUCCUCAAUGGCACGCCUCGGCCAAAGCAAUAGUCAAGUUCAAUGCAGCCGCCACUCAAGACGACGAUGACGAAGACGACGGUCCACUUGGUGCCGCGGUUACCCGCAAGAAGAAGGCCAAGAUACUCCGGAUCACUGACGGGCAAGACAGUGACGACUCGAUGCCAGCCUUGCAAACUGUCUCCAACUCAUCGGACGAAGAUGAUGACGCAGUGGUAGUGUCCGACCACGACGACGACGCCGACGACGGCUCUGAUGCGACGGAGAGCGAAUACGACGAGGACCAAGAAGAUGAGAUCCGCGACCUCUUGCGCGAGGCCAUGGAUGCUGCACACGAAGCCGAUCUAUUCGGUAACGAUGGGGACACGGACCCAUUCAAUAAGGAUGAAGAUGAUAUUGGCAAAGGCAAUGCCUUUUUGAAGUUAUUAGGGUCGCUCAAAGGACGUGUUUUCAGCACCAGUCCCAAGUUGAAGCCCAAAUCGGGAACGCCUGCGCCACGCGGGGCAAAGUCCGGAUUCUUUGGCAAGAAAACCAAAACCAAAGCUCCUGUUUACCAGAAGGAGGAUCCUGCAAAACCUCAAGCUCCUCCCAGCAAGAAAGCCACUGUUGAGGAGGUUGAGGAUGAAGAUGACGCACCUGCCUCCUCUCCGAAGAAGAAGAAAAAAAACCCAAGAAGAAGAAGAAGAAGGCCGCGGUGGCCACUGCAGAGGCUGUGGACGCAGACGCAGACAGCGAGGAGGAGGUCGCUUCACCCGUUAUGUCCUCCCCAACUUCGCGCGUCCCGCCGACUUCCCCAGCCUCACCCAAGAAGGCUACCGCGCCCAAGUCCCCCGUGGCCAAUCUGGCAGCGGCCGCCCAGAUCUCAAGCGUGUCGUUGGCUAUGCCGACGGAGACCGCGACCGCACAAUCUGCUCGGGCUUACUUGAAGACGGAGAAUCUACUGGAUCAGAAGAACAAAGUCAAGUCUCGCUCCGAGGCUGUCCCCGAGAAGCAGAAGAAGGGUUUCCUGUCCAAGUUUGGGUUCGCUCGGUCUCGGGAUAAGCCUGAGCCAAAGAAACGCAGCAACUGGUUCUCUCGUCUGACGAAGAGAACGACGAUGAGCAUGCAUCAGCUGCUCCGUACAUCGGAGGACGAGACGCGGGGGAUGGCGUCCAUGAAAUGGGACGCAUUCGUCAAGCUUAUGCAAGAGAUGGGUUUCACCUACGAUCCUAGCACAGCUGGAUCCAGUGUCCGCUUCGAUCCGCCUGACCCAAAGGAUGUCUCCAUCACUUUCCACAAGCCUCACCCCGACACCACAAUCCACCCUGUAAUGUUGCGUACAUUCGCCAAGCGGUUAAAGCGCAGCUAUGGUUGGAGCGAGGCAGAUUUCCUGCAAUCGUAAAGUCUUGAGGUGACGUCAUUUAAACGAAUCUCCUCUUUCAAUGCUUUCCUACUGUAUGGCCUUUUUGUGCAGUUCAUAUGAACAACAAUUGAAAUCAUGUAUAUGUACGGGUCCAGUAACAAGAACAAAAUUGUUUCAAACGCGUAACGUGACCGUGAUGAGUCGUCACUGUCACUCUACCAGAAACCUGCACCAUGAAACGCGGUGCAGAAAAGCAAAUCUCGAAGGAUGAUGGAGCCGAGGAGGAGGAAGUCCAGGAACCAUCUGGCACGGAGGGGUUUCGCAAAGCGAAUGAUUCUGUGUUAGCCACAAGACAGAUAAAAGGUAUUCCUAGGCGAUCGACAGCAAGUCCUGCUUCGCCCUUCACUCCGGCAGACGUCGCGAAAUCAGAUACCGACGGUUCCUCGGCCCCUCCGAGAUUCGCUGGGUUCGCUGGGUUCGGUGCGCCGAGCGGCGGCAGCGCGAAGCCUUUUUCCUUCACGCCUCCCUCGGCCUCUCCCUCGUUCACCAAACCAGCAUCGAGCCAGCCGUUCGUUGUUCCCGGAUCUCCCACCCCUACGCCCCUCCCGCCAUCUUCCGCGUUCAGCUUCGGCAGUGCAGCCCCGAAAGUUUCGGACAAGGCUUCGAAUGCUGCGAAGGCCUUCGCGUCGAUCGUCGGUGGCAGCGGCAGUGGCGCCGGGGCACCAACGAGCCCGGUUGAGAGCCCGAAGCCCGCAGGCUCGAAUGAGGCGGCAGUGCGGUACUACACGUACCUGCGCGGGCUGAACGUGUCGGUUGUCGCGCACAUCAGGCAGGCCAUGGACACGAACCCGUUCCUGGACCUGGGCCCCGUGUUGGAGAAGUACGUCUCGCUGCGGGCGGGGAUACAGAAAGAUUUUGACAAUGAGAGCGGUGUGGGGAAAGAAGAGACCGUUGUGGAUUCGUCGGCGGCGGCGUCAUCGUCGAAGAAGCAGAACGGCGCGGCACCACCGACGCUUCCGUCACCGCCGCCCACAUCCAUGCCGGCGGCCCCAGCGUCGUUUGCUGGGUUCGGCGGGUUCGGAAAGCCUGCUGCCACGCCAACAUCCACACCGCAAAGCACGCCCUCCGGGAUGGUCACUCCUCCCGCCACAUUCGCUCCCUUCGGCAAACCUGACGCUAAGAGCAGCUCUACCUUGCCUACACCCAGUUCAUCCUUCAAGCUCGACGACGAGGGCAGCACACCCAAAUCGGUGUUCCCAGCCCCGGCAAAACCGUCCGUGUUCGGCGGCGCGGGUUCGUCCAAGCCGUCGUUUUUCAGCCUCGGUGGGCCGUCUCCGGCAUCAGCCUUCGCCGCGCCUGCUUCGUCGUCCGACGAAAAGCACCCGGCCUCCGUUUUUGGUGGCAAGCCCCCCAGCAGUAUGUUCAGCAUCGCAGGCGACACACCUCCCAUUGGGAAGGGCGCUGUAGGGUUUGGGUUCGGCUUCGGAGCGGCGGCUCCGAUGAAAUCCGAGGAAGCUAAGACCGAGGAGAGUAACACUGAAGCAGCCAGUGGAAGUGCACCUCCGGAGGCCGAGGGCACAAGCCAGGAAUCGACUGUCAGCACCGAAACCGGGAUGUCGCAGCAUGAUGUUGAGGGUGAGGGCGAGGAGGACGAAGACACGGUUGCCUCCUCCCGCGUCAAAGUUUACGAGUUGAGGAAGAAGGACAAAGACGCACCACAAAUGUCGUGGCAGAUCUACAGCGUCGGUUUCCUGCGGCUCAAGAAGCAUAAAACGACCUCCUCGUGCAGACUGCUACUGAGGAAUACACAAACGGGCCGAAUCCAAAUCAACUUCCAUGUUUACGCGGGCAUCAACAUGUCUCUCGCCAAAAGCUCGUUGACCGUGAUCGGGCGCGACGAAAAGUCGGAAGCCAAGUCCUACAUGUUCCGGUUCCCUAAAGAGCAGGAUGCGCUCGAGUUCAAGGCCACGAUAGACAAGCAGCUGCUUUGAUCGCUUUUUGUAUAUCUACCUACGUGCUUUGGCCUCGGACGCAUCGACUAUUGUGACCUUGUCAUAGAAUGUCCGUGGCUUUGGACAGAGCUGCACCACCGAGUGUAUUUGUAUCUCAUCAGGUUUUCCAACAAUCUGAUCUUAUCCUGAACACGGCCACGUGACUUCAAACAUCGCGGUGAAGCGUUCUUUUUCUACUCUUUCUGAAACCAGGUUGUGUAAU